Molecule: messenger RNA, 10165 nt
Organism: Betta splendens (Siamese fighting fish)
Lineage: Eukaryota; Metazoa; Chordata; Actinopteri; Anabantiformes; Osphronemidae
Gene: rev3l
Product: REV3 like, DNA directed polymerase zeta catalytic subunit
Exons: 32
Coding region: 504-9425 (2973 amino acids)
Biological process (GO): error-prone translesion synthesis; double-strand break repair via homologous recombination
Cellular component (GO): nucleus; zeta DNA polymerase complex
Molecular function (GO): DNA-directed DNA polymerase activity; nucleotide binding; DNA binding
Source: RefSeq, a predicted model, not a curated record
UGACACCUCUCGUAGGUUAGCUAACGUGGGCUACCCUGUUAUGGAAGAAGAAGGGGCACGAGCGAGGAGCAGUGUGAGAAAACGGGACUGGCUGAGACUAGUUCUGAGGCGUGAUCUGAAAAGAUAACGCUAUACACCGGAAGCCUGGGGAAUGUCUUCCUGAAGGAAAACAAAAACACCAUAGGGCAACAAUCACGGGGAAAGACACAGUUACGAGCCCAACAUGGAUCCGACAGCUGCGGAUUGUCGGAUAAUUACCCGCUGCCGUCGACGUUAGCUUUACGCGGCUCGAGUUGGACCUAAACGGCGUCUGCACCUCUGCGGGAAUCUUUGUUGGCGGCGUUUUCAUGGGACACAAACCGGCUUUCCCCGCACUCUGUCGCUGUUUGACCGCCGUGACAGCGCCUUCGUCGGCUGCUAUCAACUUGCCACUCACGUCCCCGCAUGUCACGGAUUCCUAACAGUAUUUGCGUGUGUGAUUUUCCUCUGACGACGCAGCAGUCAUGUUUGCCGUCCGCAUCGUCUCCGCAGACUACUACCUGGCAAGUCCCGUCCAAACCCUGGACGUGUGCCAGUCGGAAUUUCGAGAGAGCGACGUGAAGAAGGUGCCGGUGGUGCGGAUAUUUGGAGCGACACCCGCAGGUCAGAAGACGUGUCUUCAUCUUCACGGCGUGUUCCCCUACGUUUACGUCCCGUACGAUGGCUACGGACAGCAGCCGGAGCGCUACAUGCGGCGGGUGGCCUUCAGCAUAGACAGGGCCCUCAACGUUGCCAUGGGAAACCCAGCCUCCAGCACCCAGCACAUCUUCAAGGUGGUGCUGGUCUCGGGCAUGCCUUUUUAUGGCUACCACGCCAAGGAAAAGCACUUUAUGAAGAUCUAUCUGUACAAUCCUCAGAUGGUCAAAAGGGUGUGUGAGCUGCUGCAAAGCGGUGCAGUGAUGAACAAGUGUUACCAGCCCCACGAGGGGCACAUCCCCUACUUGCUGCAAUUCUUCAUGGACUACAACCUGUACGGCAUGAACCUGGUUUAUCUGGCAGCUGUCAAGUUCCGCAGGAGCCACAACAUAGACAGGCAAACUCCCAGCAGUCACACCAGAAACAGCCCCUGGAAGAGCCCCUGCACAUCUAGGCUUAAUGACAGCACUGUGGGGGGCACACAUACCCACUGGGAGGAGCAUGCUUUACCCUGCUCUUUAGUUUUGGAUGAGGUUGAGAAGCAGAGCACCUGUGAGCUGGAGGUUGAUGCUGUGGCUGUGGACAUACUCAACCGCCUGGAAAUAGAAAAUCAGAUUGGCAGGAACCCCGGCCUGCAGGCUAUUUGGGAGGAUGAAAAGCAGAGGAGGAGAGAGAAGAACGAGGCCUCCCAGAUAGAAACGCCGGAAUCACAAGAUCGCGGGUUCGUCACGUUAACAGAGAGCGAGAAGAUCUUCAUGAAGAGAUUGAAGGAGAUUCUGAAAGAAAACAACUUUGACGUCACUCAGACCUCGACCAAGGGUGAUGGAGAGGAGCAAGAGGAGUUUCCUGGUGACCUUAGUCUCCAUUCUGAUCCCCUGACUCCUGCCAAUGCUGUGGAGCUCCACAGCGACUCUCAGCCAGGCUCACAGAGCAGAGCUGUGGUUCCAGAUGAAGCCGUGGUUAAUGAGGAGGCCAUUUUAAGCCUCCUAGAGAACAGUCAGACUUUCCUCCCACUCUCCCAGGCAUCCAACCACUCACCCCUGUUAGACUGCAGCCAGGACCCCGCUGUCAUCGAUCUGCUGGCAGGCCUGGAGGAUGAUGAUUUCUGCAGAACACCUGUCAGGCAAAGUUUGCAAACCCGCACCCUUCCUGGCGCGAGGAGCUACCACUGCAACAGUGAUGAGGAGGAAGCUGGACCUGACCUGGACAAGGAAGAGGCCGAGAUCAGUGUGAUGAUGUCACAGCGAUGGGACAGUGAGGCCCCUGAACACUCAUCCUUUUUGAGGCCCAACAUGAAGGAGGCAGAGGAUGGCUUCAGUGAGUCUGAUGAAGACAUGGAGUGGAGUGGGGAAAACUCCCUUUUUGCCAACCUGUCCAUCCCCCAGCUUGAUGGAGCAGCAGAUGAGAGCAGUGACUCGUCCUUAACCGAUGGCAGCUCCAGGGGCCAGUCUUCUCUCCUAGUGACAGAAAAGAUGCUUGGGAAAAGAAAUCCUUUCCCUGGGAAGACUGUCCACCCUGAACCACCUUCCUCAGCUAAGAUUGUACUGGAAUGUAAGCAUCCUGAGCACAGUCCAGUUCAGGCACUGGGCACUGAGCAAACACUUGACAAGCACUUUCAAUCAAAGAGCAGCCAGGACAGCAAUACUGAAUGUUCACCCGGUUUCAAGGUUAGUAAAGAAAUCCCCUACAUCCCUCCACUUAAGCACCCUAUCCCCUGCAAAAUAGCCAGUUGCCCUGAGGUGUCCUCCAUCAGCGUGGACCAAGAAGACAUCCGCACCCUGUACACCUAUGAGAAGAAGACCUCUAUAGCUCUGGAACAGACAAAUUUAGACCGCUUCCCAUUUAGUAGUGAAAACGCUGCCAAAAGCAGGAAGAAGUACAGCGGUUUAAAGAAUGUAGAAACAAACUGCCUGUCAAUUCUGCAGAACCACAGAACCUUCUCUUUGUGCUACUCAGAGCUGAGGAACUGCUCAGCAAAGGCAGAGCUGGAACUAAGCCAGAAGGACAGUAAGAGCCCUCAUGCAAGGAGCAUCUCCACAGCCCGAGCGCUCAUAGACAAGGAGGAACUCAAUGGUCCUCAGGAGGAGGGACGGGAGCAGGACAGUGAGGAGGGAGAUGUCGGAGAACUCAAAAUCAGGUACGAGGACUAUCAGGACAAUAAAAUGGAGAGAACCAUCGUGGCCCAGCAGGAGGCACACUACAAGUUCUUCCCCAGCGUCAUCCUCUCCAACUGCCUCGGUAAAAAGAAAGCUGGUAGCAAAAUCAUAAAGAAUUACUGCAGCAAGCUAGAACAGGCCCAGCCUCGCAAAUAUAGGCUGAAGGUGAACAAGAAGAGGUUGGGAGUUACAGGGCAGAGAAUGACAUUAAACACGAUUGAAGAUUCAACAUCUGAAAUCAGCAAUGGGCUCACCUGCAUGGUGCCUGAUGGCCCAGUGACUGUGGACACAACCCUGCUAGUGUCAGAGGAGAUGCUAAUCAGAGAGCCUGAGACUAUUCAAGAUGGACCUGUUCAAGAGGAACCUCCAGGCUCCAAGGAGGAGCCGAAGACUCAGGAGUGCUCUGUAAAUGAACACACAGAACCACUCUCAGAGCCCACUGUCACCAACUCCAAACUAUGUUCCUAUUUCUCUGAGGAAGCUGAGGACACAGUAGCAGAUCAGUUAAGCCUAGUGCAAGAUUCAUCUAAAGCCACAAGUUCUAAAUCUUCAGCACUGCCUGCAAGUAAAUACACCCUGAGGGCCAAACGGAAGAUGAGCUAUGAUGGUGAAGAUGGAGAGCACUUAGGUUCCACUCGCUCAAAGAACCCAGCAUUUGGGAAGGUCAAGAACACCUCAGUCCCCAAUGGGCAGGACGUUAAAUGCCAUAAGAGGCGUAAGAAGGAGCCCCCUGUUAUCAUCAAGUACAUCAUCAUCAACAGGUUCAAAGGACAAAAGAACAUGCUGGUCAAGUUGUCUAAACUGAAUAUGGAGGAGCAGGCAGUUUUGCUCACACCAAACAAGUUGGAGCAGUACACCAAACUAGCCCCUCUCAAAGGUUUUUGGCCCAAGGUUCCCGAAUCCACGGCCGUCAAAUUUCCUGUCUCGGAGCCAAAGGCUAAGAAACAGCCCAAACGAAAGCCAAAGGUCACCUCCACCAAUAAGAAACCAGUCAGCACCUCCUCCAGAACAGGCGUCAGGCAGGGAGGGAGGGUCAGGAGGACUAAAGGUUGCCAGGGAGGCCUGGUUCUCCCCUCCCUGCCUCCCCCCCGACCGUGUUACUGUGAGCUAGUGGAUGACCUGGACACGGAGUAUUCUGAUGUCAUGCUGGAGUUGGGCUAUCUGUCUGAUAGAUCCCCCAGCCCCAUAGGCUCAACGCCUCCGCGCUGCUGGUCACCAAGCGACCCACCCACGGACAGCCCGGUACAACUUAUAAACCCACUGAGUGACCCAUGUCUCGGUUCAGCUUUUUACAAGCCGAACACAGGCGUCUUAGCCAAAAGAGCUCAGAAUAGGCGUCAAAGUGGCAAAACUAAGAAAACAGCAGACUCUAAUAUUAAUAAAAGCAAGAAGGCCACUAAGGCUCCAUUUGAAGUAGAGCCUAGAAAAUACAAGACAAGAAAAGGGAGUGAUGCUGCUGCAAGGAAGAGAAAGAAAGCUGACGUAGCUGAAGCCACUGUCAACACCUCUACAAGACCUAGAACGUCUCACAAACGGAAGACUGAGGAACCCAAAGGCCCAGACUUCUGUGAAGACAGGUCACAGAUGUUCUCAGAUGUUGAUCUACCUCAUUCUGAGAGUUCCUCUCAGGGGGUCCCCCCAUUUCAGAACCCUGUGAACACAGACCCCCUCAGCCAGGGCAGCCUCCAGACGGUGCCCUCACUCUGUAACUUUAUGAUGCAGUCUGAAGAAGAACCAAAGUUUGAGGACUGUGAGUCUUCAGUCAAUGAGAGCAGCAAAAGCUUUUCACCAACAGCUCAGAGGAAGCACCAAGGUUGCCAGACUGUGGUCAAGGAGGAGGAUUCACAGGAGGAAUCCAGUGCUGAUCAGGCCCUUCUGGAGAGCAGUAAUGAUGCCCAGCUAACAGUAGCCCCCCCAAACUCAGGCCCAAAGAAUGGGGAGAGUCCUGCUGGGGGCGACACCGGUUUGACCGUUCUAAAACAACUUCUCGAGAAGAGACGGGAAGGACGGCUGCAUCCUCUACAAGUGAGUACAGACGCACAUUCCACUGCCAUGGCCCAGGCUGCAGCAUUACUAGAACCUGCAGCUAAACUUGCUAAACCAAGACGAGCUCUGUCCAACAGUCAGCAGACACCCACAGCCCCCAAACCUCCCAGCCUCAGGGAAAAGAAGCCCAGAAACAAGAAGGUCAAGCCUGGGGCUAAUCAGUCCAACGUCACGGUGAAACAGGAGGGCAACAUAUCCGACGACUGCUCCCUCUUUCCGUCUGACCCAGGCAUGGACAGGUGCAGCUUCAUAGAGGACAGCUUGUCACCAGAGCUGCCCCACAAUUAUGCCUUUGAUAUAAAUGCCAUUGAUCAGACGGAGUUCCCCAGCCCAUACAGCAGUAGCCAGUUCAUGCUAACGGAUAAAAACCUGCCUGUUAAGUUCCUGAGUGAUGUGAGCCAGGAUGCUGUGCUGGCUGAGGCCCUGAGGCUGUCUGGAGCUGGGGAGGAGCAGAGAGCCUCACACUGGGACACACCAAGGCCCGUCAGCCCCGACCUCUUUGAUAGAGCUGCAUCCAAUCACCUAACAUGUCCUGACUCACCGAAAGUCAAGAGUCGAGACUGGGACUUUUCUUUAGGGAAAGCUUACACCCUCAGUCCAUUUGAAGACUUCCAGUGUGAGAGGAGAGAGCUGCUGUUCUCGGUCACAGACCCCGUCCUACCGCUGACUCUAAGCUCUGCGUCGUUCGUUGACCACGACAGCUCGCCAACAGGCGAGCUUCAUGAGGGCCUCGACGGACACGGUAGCACCACACCCAGCAGCUCGCCUCGCUCCAUUAGCUCUCUGUCACAGGUGAGAGCAAGCCAGCUGCUGCGGAGCACGGGGGGUGGCACGCACAUCCUCAAGCCCCUGAUGUCGCCUCCAAGCCGGGGGGAAAUCCUCAGCACCCUGCUGGACCUGGAGAUGUCAGAGGCCACCUUCCAGGAGCCGUUCUGCAGUGACCCCUCUGAUGCCCCUCAGAAGCCAAUGGAGGUCGGAGGUCGUAAGCUAACGGUGACAACCAGGCUUCCCAGAGAGCUGGACGAGUUUAGUGGCGACCUGUCUUUGGAGGGCCUUCGUUUCUGGAAGACUGCCUUCUCAGCGAUGACGCACCCUGCCGCCAGUAUCACCUUAUCUUCCCAAGCCAAGAGAGCUGCCAUGUCAGAGGGUCAUACAGAGCAGGCGAACCCUGAUCAGUCCCCAGCCGGUGACAAGAAGAUCAUCCUUCUGCCCUGUAAGAACCCACCAAGCCGAGGCUGUGUGCAGCUGUGGCUACAAGCCAGGAAACAGUAUGAGAGUUUACAAAAAUGUGGAAGAGAGAGUCGACUGCGGAAAGGGGAUGAUGAGCUUGAUGUUGAGGAGGAAAACCUAGAAAGAUCCAGGCAGCCAACUGCCUCCUGUAGUCCAGCUGUCAGGGUGGAGUGUGGGAAGACCUCUCCCAGUACGUGGACACAGAGGAGAGGUAAACGGAACCUGUCCUUGGUCAUAUCACCUUUGAAGAACACAGGAUGUAAAUCUACUGAGGUGAGUCCAUGUUCGAAUGAGGUUCCUGUGGAUCCAGACUGUGAGGCUGAGGAUAAUAAAACCACUUCUCCAAAGCUGCCUACAUGGCAGCAGUCCUGUCAGCCCGGCCCCUCAGGCCUGCUCCAACCCAACCAAAGCAGGCAAAGUGCCGAUUCACCAAGGCCACUGUCGCCUAGGUUCUCUGGUUCCCUGGACAGAGCAGUAAAUGAUGAGGAGCAGACUAGUCCCCAGCUCGUUCACAGCACGCCUCUCCUCAGGAGGCAGCGGAGAUGCAAGGAAGAUCUGCAGCCACUGUGCAGCACACCCAUAUGUGACGAGAAUCCUGUUUCCCGGAGACUCCAUCAGAGAAGAAGCAGCCAGGCCGACACACUGAGAAGAGUGCUACUGAGCACACAGAUGAAGAACCAAUUUACUGCUUUGAAUGCACCAAAGAAAGAUACCUCCCAGAUAGAAGGGCCCAGCAUUGCCAACUCCUAUGGCUUCAAAGUCAGUAUGCAGAACCUGCAGGAAGCCAAAGCUCUGCAUGAGGUCCAGUACCUAACGGUGAUGGGCAUGGAGCUCCAUGCACGAUCACGGCGUGACCUUGAGCCUGAUCCAGAGUUUGACCCCAUAUGUGCCUUAUUCUAUUGCCUGAAUUCAGACGCUCCCCUGCCUGACGGGGACAGAACGCAGCUGACUGGUGCAAUCGUGGUGGAUAAAGACCAUCGCUCUGACCGAGCUGGACGAGCGACGGCUCCCCUGCUAGUCAGAUCUGGCGUCUCUGGGCUGGAGGUGACGUAUGCUAGUGAUGAGAAGAUGAUGUUUGAAGAGCUGGUCACUGUCAUCAGGAGGAACGACCCAGACAUCCUGGUGGGCUACGAGGUACAGAUGCAUUCUUGGGGCUACCUGCUCCAACGGGCCGCAGCGCUUGGCGUGGACCUGUGUCAACAGCUGUCACGUGUGCCAGGCGACUCCAAAGAGAACCGCUUCGCUGCAGAGAGGGAUGAGUACGGAGCUGACACCAUGUCCGAGAUCAACAUCAUCGGACGCAUCACCCUCAACCUGUGGAGGGUGAUGAAGACUGAGGUGACAUUAAACAACUACAGCUUUGAGAAUGUGGCUUUCCACGUGCUUCACCAGCGCUUCCCGCUGUACAGCCCCCGCACGCUGUCUGACUGGUUUGACCACAACACCGACUUGUACAGGUGGAAGCUUGUCGACCACUAUGUAAGCCGAGUGCACGGCACCAUACGGCUUCUGCAGCAGCACGACAUCAUUGACAGAACCAGUGAGCUGGCCAGACUCUUUGGGAUCCAGUUCCUUCAUGUUCUGACCCGAGGAUCACAGUACCGUGUUGAGUCCAUGAUGCUCCGUCUGGCCAAGCCUCAGAACUACAUCCCUGUGACGCCCAGCAUCCAGCAGCGGGCCCAGCAGAGGGCGCCGCAGUGCAUCCCCCUGGUGAUGGAGCCCGAGUCUCGUUUCUACAGCAACUCUGUGGUCGUCCUAGACUUCCAGUCGCUCUACCCGUCCAUCAUCAUCGCAUACAACUACUGCUUCUCCACCUGCCUCGGCCACAUCGACAGCUUGGGAACGGCUGACGAGUUUAAGUUUGGCUGCACCUCCCUGCGGGUUCCUCCAGAGCUCUUGUACCAACUCCGGAGCGACAUCACCUUGUCACCCAAUGGCAUUGCUUUUGUCAAGUCAACUGUUAGGAAGGGAGUCCUGCCCAGUAUGCUGGAGGAAAUCCUCAACACCAGGAUCAUGGUGAAGCAGUCGAUGAAGUCCUACAAGCACGACAAAGCCCUGAUGAGGCUGCUGCAUGCUCGGCAACUUGGACUCAAGCUCAUUGCUAAUGUCACCUUCGGCUACACCUCUGCCAACUACUCUGGAAGGAUGCCCAGCGUGGAGGUGGGAGACAGCAUCGUGCAUAAAGCCAGAGAGACCCUGGAGAGAGCUGUCAGGCUGGUCAACGACACUAAGAAAUGGGGCGCACGUGUCGUCUACGGCGACACAGACAGCAUGUUUGUUCUCCUGAAGGGAGCCACCAAGGAGCAGGCCUUUAAGAUCGGCAACGAGAUCGCUGAGGCAGUGACUGCAACCAACCCCAAGCCUGUCAAGCUCAAGUUUGAGAAGGUCUACCUGCCCUGCGUCCUGCAGACUAAGAAGCGCUAUGUGGGCUACAUGUAUGAAAGCCUCGACCAAAAGGAACCCCUGUUUGAUGCCAAAGGGAUUGAGACGGUGCGACGCGACGGCUGCCCUGCUGUUUCCAAGAUUCUGGAGCGCUCCAUUAAGUUGUUGUUUGAGACUCGGGACAUCAGCCAGGUAAAGCAGUUUGUGCAGCAUCAGUGUGCAAAGGUUCUGGACGGCCGGGCCAGCAUGCAGGACCUGACCUUCGCUAAGGAGUACAGAGGGAGCGGCUCAUAUCGACCUGGAGCCUGCAUCCCUGCGCUGGAGCUCACCAGGCGUUUGAUGGCGUACGACCGGCGCUUGGAGCCACGAGUGGGCGAGCGUGUGCCCUAUGUGAUCGUGUACGGGCUCCCCGGCGUGCCCCUGAUCCAGCUGGUGAGACGUCCCAUGGAGGUUCUGCAGGACUCCAGCCUCCGCCUCAACGCCACCUACUACAUUACCAAGCAGAUCCUGCCUCCGCUGGCACGCAUGUUCCAGCUGAUCGGAGUGGACGUGUUGAGCUGGUACCAGGAGCUCCCCAGGAUCCAAAAAGUGUCCUGCUCGUCAGCGGUGGCUGGAGAGGAGGUGGGCAGGAAGGGAACCAUAUCCCAGUACUUCACCACACUCCACUGCCCCGUGUGCGACGAGCUGACGCAGCUGGGCGUGUGCUCAGGCUGCCGUGCCGAACCCCAGCGAGUGGCUGUUACACUCUACCAGAACAUGAGACAGUGGGAGAGUCAGCAAGAGCAACUGCUGAAGAUCUGCAGGAACUGUAGCGGCUGUGCAGAGCGGCAGGUGCCCUGCGUGUCCCUGGACUGUCCGGUUCUGCACAAGCUGUCCCGUGUGGGCAGACAGCUAUCCAGGGUCCCCUACCUCCGACAGCUGGUGGAGCAGUUUUGACUGGCUCCCGGAGCCACUCGCUAAUCUGGUGCUAAAAUCCCCCUCCCCCGCUCUCCAUCAGUGUCGGAUUGUCCAUUGAGUUUUAAUGGUGCUUCAAUAAACCCAUUUGGGUUUCCACUCAUACCUCAUUUGUUCCAGGUGUUUUUGUGCAGACUUUGUGAGCAUACCGGGUUCAUGCUCGUUGUUAAAAGGCCAUGCUUUACUGAGUGCAGUCCAGUCAGGGAGGAGGUUCACGUAUCAAGCCACUCAUAAAUAAAAACAACAAUGGACAAUUAUUGGCCUGGAUUUUUAGGUGACUGCAGGCUUUUGUAAAUACCCCGUGUACAGCUCCACCCGUAAUCUCACUGUGCAUUAGUAGAAGAGAAGCAACGCUGCAGCUGUGAAUGCAGUCUCUUACAGGAUGUCACUCAUGUUCCAUUUACCAUUAACCUGAUUGUACUGAUGUCCAUGUUGGCAGAUUUGGCAUUUCACAGAAACUGGAAACUAGUCCAGUUCUUUUCUUUAAAUCUGGGACUGUUGCAAUACUGUAUUUUGAUAAUUUAUGUCUUAAAGAGCCUUUUAUUUCCUUGUGCAUAUGGUUCUUGUAUGUUUCAUAAAAACCUGUCAAGACGGUCGGCGUCUGCUUUUCAGUUCCACGACACAGGAUUUGUGGAUUUGUAUAAAUGUUUUGUUUUCGAUGGACGUUGCUGUGGGUGAAGAUUUGAAGUUGAUAGAAUAAAAAAUCUGUGUAUUAAAAUUAA